GGCUGAACUUCGCCAACACUGAGGGCGAGGACCCCUGGCUCCGUGAUGCGAUCCAGGCGCGCGCCAGUUCGGCGCCUGGGAUUCGUUCUCCUUUGUCCGAUGUGGAGAACAGUGUCUCUCCGAAGUCUCAUGCAGUGUUUCCCGCGGAGCUGGAACAGGCUGAGGCCUGGGCCAAGGCGCUACCGCUGGUGCCGCUGCACGUUCCGAAGACUGGAGGCACCGCAUUCAUCCUCAAGCUGGCCGCCGACAAGCGCGUGUGCAGCUUCGCGAGCACGACGGAGGCCGCCGAGUUCAUAAGCACGACGGAAGGCCUUGGAGGCCAUGGAUGGGACAAUCUGGUAGGCGAGACCGACGUCUCGAUUCUCGACAGCUUUCGCAGCUCGCUGCGGCAAUUCUGCCCAGGCGUGGACACUGGCGCGGCUCAGGCAGCUAUGCAUUUUGGGAUCGGCUCUCAGUUCGAUCGAAUUAGGGGGCGGCUGAUGACGAUCGUGCGCAAUCCGCAGGAGCGGCUCGUGUCGAACUACUGGUACCUCACGGAACUGGGCAAGAUCCCGCAGGGGGUGUCGUUGCGCGACUUCGCACAGCGCUCCAGCGGGUGCUUCGUGCGCAUGCUGACGCGAGAUGAACCUAACGCGUGUUUGCAUGCGAAUGGGACAUCUCCGACGCCUGCGGAGGUUCGGCUCGCUCAUUCGCGCUUGCUCUCGGGGUUCUCGUUCAUCGGUUUGCAAGAGCAGUGGGGCCUGUCGAUGUGCCUGUUCGACAGGAAGAAGUUCGGAGGUCGGUGCACCGAGGUCGACUUUGAGCGUUUCAGAUUGACCCACAAGCAGGGGCACACCGCAGGGGAGAGAUGGAACAUUUCCGAGCUUGGUGGCUUUACGGACAAGUGGGAUAAUUUGUUGUACGUUUCCGCAAAGGUUAUGUUCGAAGAGGAUUUGCGGCGCCACAACGUCAAUCCCGAAUCAUGCGUUGCGUGCUUCGCCCAUAGGCUGCCGCCCUGA
Messenger RNA from Prorocentrum cordatum, 998 nucleotides. The record is from the annotation of a GenBank genome assembly. NCBI's taxonomy places the organism in Eukaryota, Dinophyceae, Prorocentrales, Prorocentraceae.